Molecule: messenger RNA, 5631 nt
Organism: Oenanthe melanoleuca
Lineage: Eukaryota; Metazoa; Chordata; Aves; Passeriformes; Muscicapidae
Gene: HAP1
Product: huntingtin associated protein 1
Biological process (GO): neurotrophin TRK receptor signaling pathway; neurogenesis; anterograde axonal transport of mitochondrion
Cellular component (GO): dendrite
Molecular function (GO): signaling receptor binding
Source: RefSeq, a predicted model, not a curated record
CUGCCCUGAGCCUGUUCUUCUGUCGGCUGGGGACGGUCCCUCGGGGCAGCCAGGGGAAGGCACAGCCAUCGCCCUCUGUGAGCCCCUGGCAAGUCCCUCCAUGGGGCAGAGGGAUCCUGGGGGACUCAUUCCCAUACUUGGCACCUGCUUUGCCUGGAUGUGGGCCCAGGCUGCCACAGAGCGUGGCUGGAUACCAAGGUUCAUGUGCCGUGCUCGGGACAGGAGCAAACGGGGACAAAGCAGCAGGAGCUGGUCUGGGAAGCAGGACUGGGGGGAACAUCCUGCCUGAGCUCAGCGCCGUGGCUGCAGCCAACCCCAGUUCUCAGGGAAAUGGAUCUGCUUCCUGCCACAGCCCCUGCCAGCACAGCAACGAGCAAAACAGCAGCUGCUUUCCGGGCAGCCCCAGCAGAACCCGGUGCACUUCCCGAGGGCAGCGGGGCUGGGCUGCCUCAUGGGGUGAGGCUGGGGGCCAGAUAGCCCUCAGCCUGCUGCAGCUGCUGCCAGAGCAGGAGACAGCCGGUGACAGGCCUUGGCUCCAGCCCUGUGUGCCUGGGAUGGGGUUUGGCUGUGCCGAGCCUGGACCUCACCUUGUGGCUCCCAGUCAGCCCUGCUGCGGGUUGCAGUGAUGUUCCUGCUGUCAAAUCUGUCCCCAAAGUGCGAGCACGGGCAGAGAUAUCCUAGAACAUCUGUCCUAGGAAGUGUCAGGUCCUGGAGCCGUGGGCAGGAAUGCGCCCCCCGCACAUGUUGGGGCAGGAAUGCACGUCCUGAGAACCCGAGUCCCACUGCAGCAGAGCUGCCAGGGGGCAUGGCCAGGAUUUUGGGGGGAAAGUGGAGCCAGAGGACUUGGACCAGAGCAACCGGAGGUGUUUGUGGGGUCCCCAGGGAGCGGCAUCCCCGGGUGGGCUCCAGGAGCGGCGGGACGGACUGCGGGUCCCGGAGUCCUGGGCUGCGCUCCGCACCUGCCGGGCAGCGGCUCUCGCUGUCGGCGGGGCCGGGAGCGAUGUCCGGGAGCAGCGCCCAGCGUGUGCGGAUGUCCCGCCCCAGCACCGCCUGCUGCACCCGAACCCGGCACCUCCGCACUCCCGGGUGCUCCGAGCCUUGGCUCCCACCCCAGCUCCGGGCCGCUGUCCCCUGUGCGCUCUGCCUCCGGCUCUCACCGUCCCGCGUCCCCCAGGCUGCUUUCGGGCACCGCAAAUCCCGGGCAGCUCCCGCGGGCGAGCCCCGGGCCGUGCCCAGCCUGUCCCCUCCGUUCCUCUGGGGUUGUCACAGCCCCGGGAGAAUUUUCCUCAUCUCUCUCCUUCUCACGGCGCUCGGCCGCUCCUCGGGAGGUGCCCGGGCAGGAGGUUCGGGCAGGGCAGGGAGCAGCAGGCGCGAGUCUGCACAGGUACUUGGGGCUGCCAGACCUUGCUCCUCCUGGCCCGUGUCCCACCGGUGCCCGGGACCACCGUGCUGCUCCCGCCCAGCUCCGUGGGGCAGGUCCCGGGGCUGGAGGGGGGCACUGGGGUCCGGGGUCAAUGGAGGCAGCGGGCGAUGGGAGCUGCUCGGCACGUGUCUGAACAAGGCUCCCCCGGGGAAAAUGAAUGUACGUGCAGGAGCUGGGCCAAAAGCAGGCGCAGGGCCCUGGCAAGCCCCGGCUGAGCUGACUCACCGGCAGGGCUCCCUCCCGGAGCAGCGGCAGCGCGGCACCUCCGCACGGUGGGUCCCGGUCCUUCCCUGGUCAGCAGAGGCUCUGAGGCCUUAGGGUGCUGUUUUCUGGGCGGUACGGUGCAGGAUUGGACCCCGAGGUCUGGUGGUCCCAGUGGCACAGGGCUGGGGAAGGCUGAGGGUCUGCUUUGGGGUCUGCAUGUUGCUUCGUGCCAUCCCUGUAAGGCGGGGGGAGCAGGGUGGGCUGGUCUGGGUGCUGUGCAUGUGGCAGCGACCCUGAGCACAUGCCAGGAGAGAGGGAAGCAAUGCCCUGGCAUGAAUCUGCAGCAGGGAACGAGGUGCCACAGCCCCACAGCCCCACAACUGUGGAGGUGGCACCAGGGGUGGACAUGAGCAGAGGGGCAGCAAUGCCAGCGGUGGCUGCAGCCCGAGCCAGAACCUUUGGAGGUGGCCAGAGAGAAGGGAUAUGCUGGGUUUAUGGCCUGUCUCAUGAUGUGUUUAUGGUUGGGAUGGGGCAGAUGCUGCCCAGCUUUGCCCUGCCCUGCUCGGCAUGGCCGGUCCCUGCUCUGCAUCCUGGUGCCGGCAGGGUGGAGGAUCGCAGACGGACUUUGCUCUUCGAGGUGGAGCUCCCCGGGGCUCUCCCUGGCACCGCUGCCGUGUCUGCCCGCUGCCGGGGAUUGACAGCUCCUUCCCUGUUCGCUCCAGAGGCAGCGACCCAGCAGGGACCCCGUGGGGGGCAGGAUCCUGUCCGGUCCGGUUCGGCCCAGUCCUGUCCGGCCCUGGCGCUGCUUUGGUGCUGAGCCCCCCGCGUCACAUAGCAGCCACCGCAGAGCAGGGGCCGGAGAAGGGACUGGUGCCCGCCAGCGCCGCUCCAGAGAGCCAGGGCAGACGGUGCCUCUUCCCAUGGCAGCCAGUGCCCCACGUAACGCCAGCCAAACUGGACACCCCUGUCCCACGAGAGACCCCUGAGCCCAGCCCGGGCUCGCCUGUCACUGCCUGGCCCCACACCAGCCCAGAAUCCCACCGGUCACACAGGGACACACACCGCGAUGCCGCCACCAUCACGGAGCUGUGCACCGAGAACGUGCCCGAGGUGGAGCUCAUCAGCCUGCUGGGCGAGCAGCUGCCCCGCUACACGCUGCGGGCUGACACCGUGUUCGGCUAUGACCACGGCGACUGGCUGCGAGCCCCCCCCCGCCCCCUGCAGCCCGUAGCCCCCCUGACCCCCCAGCAGAUAGAGGAGACCCUGCAGUAUUUCCUCCUGUGUGCUGAGCGGGUGGUCAGGAUCACGAAGACCUACCACGAUAUUGACGCUGUCACCAACCUGCUGGAUGAGAAAGAGCGGGACCUGGAGCUAGCAGCACGCAUUGGGCAGUCCCUGUUGAAGCAGAACCGGAGCCUGACUGAGCGCAAUGAGCUCCUGGAGGAGCAGCUGGAAUUGGCCAAAGAGGAGAUCGCGCAGCUGCGCCAUGAGGUCUCCAUGCGGGAUGAGCUUCUCCACUUCUUCACCAGCACCACGGAGGAGAGCGAGCCCACCACCACCCCCUCCACACCGCUGUGCAGGCACGAGUCCUCGCUGUCCUUGCAGCAGUACUUCCAGUACGACACCUUGCAGCAGAAACUCAAGUGCCUGGAGGAGGAGAACCAGAAGCUCCGUUCGGAGGCCGACAACAUCAACGCUGAGACCCAUCAGAACGAGGACCAUGAGGAGCAGCUGAUGUUCGACUGUGUGGAUCCGUUCUCCGAAGCGAGCCAGCAAGUCGUUCACCUCCUGGAGGAGGAGCUGGAUCACAGGGCAGAGGACAUGGCACAGAAGCAGGAGGAGAUCACCCAGCUGCUGGCGCAGGUCGCGGACCUGCAGCAGAAGUGUCGCACGUACUGCUCCGAGGUGGAGGAGCUGCAGCAGCACCUGGCCGCCGAGAAGGAGGCGAAGCAGCAGCUCCGGAUGGAACUGCGGGACCUGCAGGAGAAGUACGCGGAGUGCGGCGGGAUGCUGCAGGAGGCGCAGGAGGAGGUGAAGAGCCUGCGGAGCCGCAGCCUGCCCAACAGCACCGUGAGCCGCUACAGCGCGGCCAGCCUGCUGCCCGUGGACUCGCUGGCGGCUGAGAUCAAGGGGAUGAUGAGGAAGAGGACGGACAGCUCCUCCUCGGACUACAAGAGCUACCAGCGCGUCUUCGAGACGGUGAAGGCCGUGAAGCAGGCAGCCAAAGCCAAGUCUUGUUCCGAGUCUCCCCACCACGUUCCAGGCUCCAAGCAAUUGUCUGCUGCCCACUCUGGGGGGGCCAGCACCCCGCACACCAGCUGCUCCGGCUCGGGGGAUGCCCAGAGAGCCGAGGGGGCCAGCGAGGAGUCGCGGGCAGCCCCGGGCCGGCGGGACCUGGAGGCGGCGGUGCAGCGGCUGUCGGUGCGGCAGCAGAGCCACGUCUCGGAGGAGCGCUCCUUCUUCGAGGCCGAGCGGGAACGCAAGCUCUGGCGGCUGAGAGACGGGGCGGGCUCCAGCGGCUUCCUCACCCCCGAGGGCAGCACCGUCUCCACUGGGACCAGCUACUCGGCGGGCUCGGAGAUCACUGCUGCCUCCAGCUUCUCCCUCGGCUCCCUCACCUACUUACCCGACAAACUGCAGAUCGUGAAGCCGCUGGAAGGCUCUGUGACACUCCACCACUGGCAGCAGCUGGCACAGCCCAACCUGGGCGGGAUCCUGGUGCCCCGUCCCGGGGUGCUCACCAAAGACUUCAAGCAGCUGGACGUAGACCUGGAGGAGGUGUACAGCCUCAAUGACCUGGAGGAGGAUGAUGUGGACGCCAGCUCCUUCCAGCUGCUCCCUACCUCUACACCCGCCAAAGCCAAGGAGCGCCCCAGGGUGUUCCUCUCUGUUAACAACCUUCCCCAGACCCCGUCUACCUUCACCAUCACCACCUGCCACAUCCUCCACCCCACCACUGCGAUCACCACGGUGACAUCCAGUCUCUAUCAUGCCGUCGUGCCUUCUUGUGGGCCCUUUGAGGGGCUGAGCCUCAGCAGCCCCUCACCAGAACAGACUCCCCCCACACUGGCACUUGGCCCUGGACCCCCGGACACACCCACGGGACUCUCUGGGCUCUUCCUGGGGCGAAAUUCCCACUUGGCACCAGGGACUGGAGCACGGUGGGCCCCCUCCCUCCUCUCGCAGACCCUCAGCACUCUGAGCCACAGCCCCACCCUGUGCCCAGUCAGGGUGGGCCCCCAGCCAGGAGCAGCAUCUUCAGCUGGAACCUGGUGGAGAAGCUGCAGCGCCUGGGGCUGGACCAGGUGGUGGCCAGAGGGGAGAAGUCCUGUGCCCAGCCACGGCCUAGAGGGGCCUGGGGCACCCAGAAGUGACACUGCUGCAGAGCCCCCAGGCUCAGGGUGAGACACAUCCUCUUCCUCACCCACCCAUGGGGAAACAGAGACAGGACAAGCUUCAGCCUCAGCUCCUGGUGCUGCCCCAGGUCCUUCAGCGCUCCUGGCACCAGCAUGGGGGCUUUGCCCUGGCUGCAAGGACAGAAGCCAGCACUGCUCCCCAUGUAUGGGGGGUACAGGGGGUGCUGGCUGACCCUGUCCCUGCUGGGGAGUAUGGACCCUUCACAAGAGCCAGUUUCUGGCAAUAAAAACUGUUCCUGCUUCUGCUGAGCCUGUCUGCGGAGCGAGGGGCAGCUUGGCCCGUUUGGGGCUGUCCAGAUGCUGCAGCAAAGGGUGAUGUUCAGUCUGGGCUCAGGUGUGUCCUGGGGCAACCUGCUGGGGCCAGGGGGAGACCCCUGCACCCUGGGCUGGGCCCCUGGCCAGCACCUGCACUGGACUGGCUUUUAAAGGGAAUGGUGGUUUAACUCUUUCCUGCCCACUGAAUAGCAAUAGUAGCAGCACCCACAGUUUGGCAUGUUUUGGGGGGUGCAUCUGUUGCUCCCUCCAGCUGUGUUCCUCCCUCCAAGCUGUGCCCCAACCCCUGGCAAAUAAAUGUGAAUUCACAGAGCA